Physella acuta is the source of this 871-nucleotide messenger RNA. RefSeq lists its product as uncharacterized. Lineage: Eukaryota; Metazoa; Mollusca; Gastropoda; Physidae. The record is from RefSeq and is a predicted model, not a curated record.
AAUGUCCAGCGUGAUUUCUUUGAUCAUCUCAAGGUCAACAGGAGUGGACGACACGACCUUCAAGGAACUCAACUCUCUCAACGGUUUUCAACCCAGCGGGCAUGUCACUGAACAUCUUAGAGAUAACCAGACAGCAAAUGGCAUAAUUGACAAUAACGGUGUUUCAUACUUGAGCCUGGUUUGGGAAUACCCGGAUUCAACAAAUGCCGGCCUCUACAGGUGUGAGGCUAAUGGGGUGGAUGACGCAGGACAUCCGGUUUCUAUAAAUAGCACGGUUUUUGUAUCGUCUUCUUACCCAGACGUUAGUGUUUUGGUUAGUGAGCUCAAGAAAAUGAAUAGCGUUAUAGAACUUUUCAACCAAACAAUGACCACCAAAUUAGAAGACCUUAAUCAGGCUUUUCGUGCUGUUAACGUUUAUCAUCAAACAUGGGACACUCGAAUGGAGUUUGCUAAGAAAUUUAUAUUUAAAAAUUGGACAGUAUUUAACAAUCAUCAAUACCUUUUAUCAUAUCCUCGGAGUAUAAUAAAUAUUGAAGAUUUUCAAGCCGUUUGUGAGGUGUUUGGAGGCUAUUUGGUUGAAAUUGAUUCAAUAGCCGAGUUUACAUAUUUACACAAUUUUAUCUCGAGUUUUUCCGAAUUUUUAUCUGUAAAGACAGGAGCAACGGAUGAAGCUGAAGAGAACCACUGGGUAUACUUACACAGUGGUACAGUUUUCAAUGAUAUCCAAUGGGCGCAAGAUCAACCCAAUGAAGGGCGUCUUAACAACUGCAUGAGCUUUCAUCGACUAAGAAAUUGGUACCUAACGGACGAUCCAUGUCAUGCUGUGACACAAACAUUUGAAAAUGGGUUCAUUUGUGAGAUACCUCAUUAA